CUGCGCCACUCUGAUUUGUUGUUCAUAUUUCAUUUUAAUGGCUAUAUCAGCAUAAGGUCGACAUUGUGAAUUCAACGCCGAAAUAGUUGUUUCCGUGUUCUUUCUAUACAUUCGAUUCGAAAAAUCAAACAAAUUAUUAUUCAUUUGUAUGAUUGAUCAAUCUCAUCUGCAAUCAAAACAAUCACACAGAGCGAGAUUUUGGGUUGUUACAUUCAGAUCCACACGUCUCAGUUUUGGCGUCAAUGUCGCUUCUCAAUCAACUCUUCAACAGAGGCGUCCUUGGCCCAAAAUGUAAAACAUGCUUGAAUUUGGCAAUCUCGCGAUUCAAAUUGUUGCAAAACAAGAGAGAUCGGCAGCUCAAGCUUAUGCGCAGGGAGAUAGCCCAGUUUCUGCAAGCUGGCCAGGAAGCCAUAGCUCGGAUACGGGUGGAGCAUGUUAUAAGAGAACAAAACAUAUGGGCGGCAUACGAAAUCUUAGAGAUGUUCUGUGAAUUCGUUCUUGCUCGUGUCCCUAUUCUUGAUAGCCAGAGGGAAUGCCCUUCAGAAUUGCGUGAGGCUGUUGCAAGCAUAAUCUUUGCGGGUCCCAGAUGUUCAGAUGUGCCUGAUUUGUUGCAUGUGAGGAAUUUAUUUGCUGCAAAAUAUGGGAAGGAGUUCAUAUCAGCUGCGUCUGAGCUUCGGCCUGAUACCAGUGUCAACCGUACAAUAGUUGAGAAACUUUCAGUCAGUGCUCCAUCUGUGGAAAUAAAGCUCAAUGUAUUGAAGGAUAUUGCACAAGAGUACAAUGUGGAGUGGGAUUCCUCCAAAACUGAAGCUGAAUUUAGUAAAACACCCGAGGAUCUGCUGAAUGGACCAAAGCAAGUACAUGGUGGCACACCACUUUCUCAAGCUCCCUCUAGAGAAGGCCUACAUGAACAUUCACCUUCUAACGAAGCACAUUCUAUCAUGUCAGCACCAAAGAAAGCGGGCCUCGAAUCCCAUCAAUCUCCAAGCCCUGACAACAUCAAGCCCCUGUUAAGUCACGAUGCAACUAAGUCAUCAAUGAACGAUAAUGCAACACAAGUUAGUGAAUUAAAAAAGGAGAUGAGACGGCAAUCGUCUGAUGCAUUGGAGAGAGCUCACACUGCUAUUGCCGCUGCAGAGCGUGCAACAGCCGCUGCCCGUGCAGCUGCUCAAUUGGUGAAUGUUAAAUUUAGCACACACAAACUAGAAGAACCAAAGAGUUAGAACUACCAAGUGCUCAAUAAAAAAAUGAUUUUGCUUUAAUGAAGGUCGUAUGAGAAAGAAGAAAAUAUACGACAAUAAAGGUAAUACAUUCUCGACUUUCUUGGUUAAUAAGAAGUGUAUAUCCCAGUGUGAAUUAGUAAUAUGUGUGGUUAUUAUGUAGUUCCAGUGCUGUUAUAUCUUUUUUAUUGUGCAGUUAAGCAUUUGAAAAGUCCUUUCCUGCGAAACAGUAUAUAUAUAUAUGUAAAUCUCACAGCCGACAUUUUACGAAAUGUAGUACUGGUACUACUUUCUUUUGGUUGAACUCACUUUAACAGAUAUGUGACACUACCAUAUGAAUUUCAUAUACAGUAUUUUUCUUUU
Molecule: messenger RNA, 1583 nt
Organism: Camellia sinensis
Lineage: Eukaryota; Viridiplantae; Streptophyta; Magnoliopsida; Ericales; Theaceae
Biological process (GO): protein transport
Source: RefSeq, a predicted model, not a curated record